Molecule: messenger RNA, 642 nt
Organism: Arachis ipaensis
Lineage: Eukaryota; Viridiplantae; Streptophyta; Magnoliopsida; Fabales; Fabaceae
Source: RefSeq, a predicted model, not a curated record
AUGACAAGGGAGGUAGUUGCAUAUAAGAAACGAUGGUAUAAGAUCAACAAGACUGUUGCACAAUUUGCUGGUUGCUACGAUCAAGCUAGUCGAAACAUAAGAAGUGGUUCGAACGCUGAUGAUAUAAAGGAGUUUGCCUAUAACCUUUAUUCCACAAAUUAUGAAACACCGUUGGCUGACGAACUCGGUGUGGACUCUUCCGUUCGCCCACAAGGAUCAAAUAAGAGCAAGCGAAAAGGUAAGGGAAAAGCACAAAUGUCUGAAGAUUUUAGCGAAAAGAAAUCAUCGGUGGUUAAAAAGUUAUCUCUCAUGGAAGAUAUUAAGAAUGUUAGAGAAAAGGAACUAAUGGAUAGAGAAAAAGAAAGAGAAGAGGAGAGGGAACAUAGAGCAAAGAUUAUGGCAAUCAAAGAGAAGGAGUUACAAAUUCAAGCGGCAAUGAAAGAACAAGAAUUACAAGCUCAUAGGUAUAUUAAAGAAAUGGAGAUAAAUGCAAAAGAAAGGGAAAUGGAAAGGAUGGCCAAGGAAAGGGAAAGGAAAAUGGAUAUGCAAAUACUUAAUGCUGACACGUCUACAAUGAGUGAAAAACGACGAGCUCUUCAUGAGAUUGCAUGUGAGAAAAUAAUCGCCAAGUGGUUUACUUAA